This is a messenger RNA of Microtus oregoni (creeping vole), 1596 nucleotides long. RefSeq names its product ATP synthase subunit alpha, mitochondrial-like. The record is from RefSeq and is a predicted model, not a curated record. Gene Ontology annotation, molecular function: ATP binding; proton-transporting ATP synthase activity, rotational mechanism; ADP binding. Bases 1 to 1560 code for a protein of 519 amino acids. Lineage: Eukaryota; Metazoa; Chordata; Mammalia; Rodentia; Cricetidae. The transcript has 2 exons. Gene Ontology annotation, biological process: proton motive force-driven ATP synthesis; proton transmembrane transport.
AUGCCAGCCCCUGAGGGAAAGCAGAGUUCACCAGCAGGUGCAUUUUCCUUACCUGCCAUCAGGCACAGAGCAACUUCUGAUGAGCAACCAAGGAUUAUAAAUCUCGAAGAGACUGGGCGUGUCUUAAGCAUUGGUGAUGGUAUUGCCCGAGUACAUGGACUGAGGAAUGUUCAAGCAGAGGAAAUGGUAGAAUUUUCCUCAGGCUUAAAGGGUAUGUCCCUGAACUUGGAACCUGACAAUGUUGGAGUUGUGUUUGGAAAUGAUAAGCUAAUUAAAGAAGGCGACAUUGUGAAGAGAACGGGAGCCAUUGUGGAUGUUCCAGUUGGUGAGGAGCUGUUGGGCCGCGUAGUUGAUGCCCUUGGUAAUGCCAUUGAUGGGAAGGGUCCAAUUGGUUCCAAGACCCGUAGACGAGUGGGCCUGAAAGCCCCUGGAAUCAUUCCCCGAAUCUCCGUGCGGGAACCAAUGCAGACUGGCAUUAAGGCUGUGGAUAGUCUGGUGCCGAUUGGUCAUGGUCAGCGUGAGCUGAUCAUUGGUGACAGACAGACUGGGAAAACAUCGAUUGCUAUCGACACAAUCAUCAACCAGAAACGUUUCAAUGAUGGGGCUGAUGAAAAGAAGAAGCUGUACUGUAUCUACGUUGCUAUUGGUCAGAAACGGUCCACCGUUGCCCAGUUGGUGAAGAGACUGACAGAUGCAGAUGCCAUGAAGUACACCAUUGUGGUGUCAGCUACUGCUUCUGAUGCUGCCCCCCUUCAGUAUCUGGCUCCGUACUCUGGCUGCUCCAUGGGAGAGUAUUUUAGAGAUAAUGGCAAGCAUGCUUUGAUCAUCUAUGACGAUUUAUCCAAACAGGCCGUUGCUUACCGCCAGAUGUGUCUGUUGCUGCGCCGACCCCCUGGCCGUGAAGCCUAUCCUGGUGAUGUGUUCUACCUACACUCUCGGCUGCUGGAGAGAGCAGCCAAGAUGAACGAUUCUUUUGGUGGUGGCUCUCUGACUGCCCUGCCAGUCAUAGAAACCCAGGCUGGUGAUGUGUCUGCUUUCAUUCCAACGAAUGUUAUUUCCAUCACUGAUGGACAGAUCUUCUUGGAAACAGAAUUGUUCUAUAAAGGCAUCCGCCCUGCCAUUAACGUGGGUUUGUCUGUGUCCCAUGUCGGAUCUGCUGCCCAGACCAGGGCCAUGAAGCAGGUGGCAGGUACCAUGAAACUGGAAUUGGCUCAGUAUCGGGAGGUUGCUGCUUUUGCCCAGUUUGGUUCUGAUCUUGAUGCUGCCACUCAGCAGCUCCUGAGUCGUGGUGUGCGUCUGACCGAGCUGUUAAAGCAAGGACAAUACUCUCCCAUGGCUAUUGAAGAACAGGUGGCUGUUAUCUAUGCAGGCGUGAGGGGCUAUCUUGAUAAACUGGAUCCCAGUAAGAUCACAAAGUUUGAGAAUGCUUUCUUGUCUCAUGUUAUCAGCCAGCACCAGUCCCUCUUGGGCAAUAUCAGGUCUGAUGGGAAAAUCUCAGAGCAAUCAGACGCAAAGCUAAAAGAGAUUGUAACAAACUUCUUGGCUGGGUUUGAACCAUAAAGCCCCAUGAAUCCAUGUCAAAAAAAAAAAAAAGAA